AUGGAGCAGGAAACCCGAAUCUUAUGCUUAAUAUCCUCAAGUGACGAGUGCGCAGGCUCAUUCUGCCUGUUGGGUAUUCGGAACGAAGAGCGUGUGAACCGGUCACUUGCAACCCAAGACCAAAUCGGCAAAACAGGCUACAGUGCUUACGUUCGACAUGUUCAAUACGGUACUUACGAGAGUAAAUCUGCGUGUCUGCUUGGUAUUGACUUCGCCUUCCGUUUUCCUCCGAAGGGAUUUGGCCGCUUCUCCUCUGCGGAGAUUGAAGUUACCUUUGAGAAGGCUCUCAACACUAGCAAACCCUAUCUCCGCUCGACUGAUGCCUCGCUGGAUCCCGUUGUUGCCAAUUUUGCACCUAGGCAGAUACUUGGGCUGACCAAACCGCGGGACAAUCACAAGAUUUUGGAGAUUAGCGCGCCUAUCGUCUUUCACACACCUUUUGGACCAGCUCGUAUGUCUGCAAAGUGGUCCAAAGAGACAACUUUCACUGAGGAAGGGCGACUUGAGGUUCAUGGCAACUUGGCGCAAGAUGACGAUCAUGACGAUGGCGCAAACUCAGUCACUUGGGACCUAACAGAGAAUCCAGUUAGCAAAGACGGUAUUCUCCGCUCGUUCCGUGGCGUUGUCGUAUUGUUUUGCCGCCCUGGAGAUGCUUUUUGGAUGCGCGUAUCCGUGAAACCUGUGGUGAAGUUCGCAUUAGAUCCACGAAGGUUGUUGACUAAGAGACUGGUGGGUGAUAGAGAUGAACCUGUACUGCUCAAUGGGCGGCAAAGCCUGGGUAACUCGUCAUGCUUGAAUUACAGUGAAUUUGAUCAUGAGGACUUCCCCUGGCAGGACAUGUUGAAUCUACCGCAACCACUAGGGAUCACGGAUGGAGGACAAGUGGCCUAG
Trichoderma virens Gv29-8 is the source of this 891-nucleotide messenger RNA. RefSeq lists its product as uncharacterized. The record is from RefSeq and is a predicted model, not a curated record. NCBI's taxonomy places the organism in Eukaryota, Fungi, Ascomycota, Sordariomycetes, Hypocreales, Hypocreaceae. Bases 1 to 891 code for a protein of 296 amino acids. The transcript is spliced from 2 exons.